Pararge aegeria (speckled wood butterfly) is the source of this 1116-nucleotide messenger RNA. RefSeq names its product HMG box-containing protein 4. The transcript is spliced from 8 exons. The record is from RefSeq and is a predicted model, not a curated record. Lineage: Eukaryota; Metazoa; Arthropoda; Insecta; Lepidoptera; Nymphalidae. Bases 1 to 1047 code for a protein of 348 amino acids.
AUGCAAGAAGAUUUGGAAGUAACGGGGGUGUCGCGCAGUGGCAGAGUCAGGAAGAAGAGCUCAAAGCUUAUGGAUUUUGAGUCCCCCGACGACAUCGAGACCCGGUUUCGACGUCAGACACCAGUGAAGACUUAUUCUAAUUCUAACGUAAAGAAUGAAGAGCCUGUGGAGUAUCACGAGCCGCCGAAAGCGGCGGAGGAUGCCGCCGGCACUGCGUCGAGUGAAUCUGAUUUUUAUGAAAACAAUGCGGAUCAGGGUGAAAGUAUGGAGUCUGACAGCUCAGCGUCUGAUGAGGGCUCCGCACGCACACCGGCUAACUCUCUGUACAUGAUGGAGAAAAGCAAGAAGAAACUUGUCAUUAAAGACGGCAGGGUGAUUGGAAGAGCUAAAGCUCAGAGGAAGGAUAAAGGCAAAACUCGUAUAACCGCAUACAUGAUGUGGGCAAAAGAAGCGCGCAAUGACUUACUGCGGAAACAUCCUGACAUGGACUUUUCCGCUAUAUCCAAGAGGCUCGGCGAAAUGUGGGCUAAUGUUAACUACAAUGAGCGUUACUUGUGGAAGCGCAAGGCGAAACGUUUUGCCAUUCAAAAGGAGCAGAGCAAUCAACCUACGGUGAACAAGAUUAUAUCUAACCCAAGUAUUCGCCCUAUGCACCCGGGCCCUGGUCGCCCGCCCGCAAACCGCGCCCCGCCCAAGCCGGCGCCCGUCGCCCUCGCUCAGCCACAACAGGCGCUCGUUCCCGCGUCCGUCGCCAACCCUGCUGCCAACACCGGCGCAGGCAUGUACCGUGUGAACGGCUGCGGCGCCGUCGAGGUGGCAGCACACUUGCGACUAUUGGGCGAGAGUUUGGCCAUCAUCGGCGAACGCCUGAAAGAGCAUGAGGGUCAGAUCGCCGUGUCGGGCUCAGUGUCCGUGCUGCUAGACACGCUGCUAUGUUCGCUGGUACCGCUCAUCUCCGUGGCACGCGCCAUUCCCGCCAUCGCUCCACCGCAGCGCUUACUGCAGGACACACUUCACAACAUCGCGUACAUCAUGCCCGGACUGUGAGCGCCUUUACAUAAACGCGGCGUAACGACGGAAUAGUUUUUUUUAAUAAUAAAUAAUAAUUCCGGUACA